GGACAAUGCAAAAAGCACUUCGCCAAUCAAUCAGUUAACGAACGAGCUUUUCAUCAGCCUUGACUCUGCCAAGAAAUUGAAUGGGCAAACGCGACUGGGAGUGCUGCAUAACGUUCUAGUGAAACUAGCAAUCCUGUCCUGGCCUAUCCUGACCUGACCUGACUGGGCCUCCACAAUACGGUACCUCAAUCUGUAUCUCAAUCUGUAUCGGCAAUCAAAAUGAAGUUGAGGAUCACCUUCCUUCACAGGCCCGGCGAUGCCGUGGAUCCAGCGUCGCUUAAGAUCACCGAUGACAGCCUUACGGGCCCAGAUCUCCAUGCAGCCCGCGAGGUUCGAGCAACAUUUGCCCGCGAGGAACUUCCUGCCGAGCUGCUGGCGCUCCUCGCGGCAACAAAUGACUUGCACGUGAGAUGGGUCGGUCCGCACGCAUACCAGACCGUCAGCCCCUUGCAGUCGAGACUGCCACCAGGUUUCCACCUAUUCUAUACGCCGCUGGCAGAUGAAAAGAAUCAAGAUUCUGUAGUCCUCACCUGCGAUCUAUUACGCAAAGCUUUUGGAGGUUUGGAGAAUUGCAUAUCAAAUGAAUCAUUUGUCUCCCUCCCCAAGAGCCGCUUCUCUCACUCGCCAGCCUAUCAAUUUUAUCAACCUCUGGAGGACCUGCGGAACCUCACUCGCUAUAUAAGGAAUGAGUUGUGUCCAGACAAUGACCCUCUUUGUCGAGCCCAGGCAGAGCGCCUGACCGAGUCCGUCUCGCUCGACAUCUCAUGGGACCGCACUGCCAACAUCCUCAGGGUGACCACGCUGUCUCCAUACCAUGCCCAGCCCCUGACAGUGACAGCCUACCCGGGUCAUCGCACCGAGGUUGGCAUGCUAGGCGAGGACACCGCCCCGACCCUGGAGCGUCACGAAGUCGGGAUAUCCGGCCACCUCAUCGUGCUGGGCGAGCGCAACACCCCUUCCCCCACCGCCUUCGGCUUCCCAUCUCGUCACCGGGCCGUCGAGGGCGACUCCGUGACGUCCUUCUUCCCAUAUCAUUCGGACACCUCCACCGGCCUGCACCCUACACUGAGGCUGGUCAUGACGUCCCGCAAACCAGACGAAGGGACCUGCACGCCGCACGUCUAUCUCACACUGCCCCGCACCAUCUUCGCCGACAUGUACCAGCUCUCGGACCCCCUCUUCCUCGCCUCCAAGAACCUCACCGCCCUGCGGUACAUGUCCCAGCCCGUCGACCUCGAGGCCCCAGACUACGCCAUGAGCAUAUGGGGCUCGUUUGUGCUGAUCGACCUCGCGCAUCCCUCGGCCGACGCCGGCGACGCCUGGACGGCCGAGAUCCCGCUGCACCUGCGGUACCUCGCGCCCGCGACCGGCGGCCACCGAAGCAUCGAGGUCCCCUCGCCCGCCGUGUUCUGGGCAUGCGCGGCCGACGAGGUGGGCAACCUGGCGACGAACCCGUUCGACCGCACCAGGCUCGGCUACGACGGCCUCUUCGACGCCAACACGGUCUUUUGGCACCUCGAGCAGAGACCGCCGCCUCUGCCCGUCGGGACCACGCGCCUCAUGCUCGGCGUCGACGUUCCGGUCCUGGAUAUAGAGAGGUCGGGCUGGAUCGGCGCCGGCACCGCCGCCGUCAUUCUUUUGGGUUUUGGUUGGGUCGUCUGGAAGCUCCUCGGCGCUGGAAUGGCAAAGAGUGCAGAGGGAGUAGAUGCGCCUGGCGUUCGGACACCCGAGACCAAGAAGACGCAGUGAUCUCUUGAGUGGGAUGGAUCCCGAAAAGGGCUGGCGUGAUAUGUCACCUCAUCCAUGCAUGACAAAUGCCAGAAGCGAGCAGGGAAUGGAAUAGCGCCAUGGACUUUGAAUGAUAUUGCUGCGUACUCAAAGAAUCUCCGGCACUGGCCCAGCAAGUAAAUGUAACCCAUAUAGCACAAAACACGCAGUGCGCGAUGACAACAAGCAUUUGAUUCAUCGAGUUUGGCCAAGAUGUGGGAUAAAUUCUAGUUUGAGACACAAGCAUUUCAGUGAGCUCUGCUGAAUUAAUACGACUACGAAAGAUCUCCCUGCAAGCGGGUUCAAAAGCUACGCGCCACAUUAGACAUGUCAUAGCUAAACAAGGCGCAAGACUUUUCCGCAAGGUAUCAGUAAG
Messenger RNA from Pyricularia grisea, 2143 nucleotides. RefSeq lists its product as uncharacterized. Lineage: Eukaryota; Fungi; Ascomycota; Sordariomycetes; Magnaporthales; Pyriculariaceae. Gene Ontology annotation, biological process: protein processing; GPI anchor biosynthetic process. Gene Ontology annotation, cellular component: glycosylphosphatidylinositol-mannosyltransferase I complex; endoplasmic reticulum membrane. The transcript is spliced from 3 exons. Gene Ontology annotation, molecular function: mannosyltransferase activity. Bases 220 to 1749 code for a protein of 509 amino acids. The record is from RefSeq and is a predicted model, not a curated record.